Molecule: messenger RNA, 3046 nt
Organism: Ectocarpus siliculosus
Lineage: Eukaryota; Phaeophyceae; Ectocarpales; Ectocarpaceae
Source: the annotation of a GenBank genome assembly
AUGGCGAUACGACAAAACAUUGCGGCCGAACACAUUCCGAUUCGGGACAACACACAUGUCUACAUCAAAGAGAAGCAACAACUGGAGAAGAGAACAGCAGGACGCAAUUACGCACCAAGCGUCACCAUCAUGGCAGGAAGGAACAGCGGUGGGAGGUCAACGACUUCUUCUCACCCUUCCGUCGUAAGCUACGGCAGGGAGGUCAACAUCGUCGAGAGAUGCUGGGAAGUCCUGCCCACCGGCUCCAAACCCAAGGCAGGCCUCGUCCUCAUCCACGGCGGCAAUUGGCACAGCGGCUGGUUCGGGGAGCUUGGCGACCUGCUGUCUUCCGCAGAGUACUCGAUUCGCGUUUCGGCUCCGGAUCUUAUCUCGCAUGGGCUCUCUGAUGAUCCUGUUCCCGGAUACAGAGCCUACUGUCCGGACUUCGCGAGCCAGGCCGAAGAAGUCGGAGCGGCCAUCGCCCGCGCGCGUGCCGCUCUCCCGAAAGGCUGCCCCCUGUUUGUUCUUGGAGAGUCCAUGGGCGGCCUCUGCGCUCUUCAGCACCUGAUUUCGGAGAAGGCCAACGACCUCACCGACACCGUUGACGGCGUAAUUCUGUGCGGGGCCCUUCUCCAGAUCGCGCCAGGGCUGCUGCCUCCGAAGGUCGUGUUCAAGCGCCAGAAACUCUCUGAGCGACACAAGAUAGAUGCGGUUUUCCCCCUGCUCCAGGCCGUGGGGUGGCUCAUACCAAGUCUGGGCGUGCCAGGCGCGGCGAUCGGAGGCGAGACGUUUGACACGGCCUUCGGAGACCCAGCCGUCGGCCCGGCAGCUCGAGCGGACCCCUUGGUGACCGAGAUGGCACCGCCGAGGCUCGGAAUGAUGCUCGGAUUCCUGAAAGCCAUGGACGUGACGAAGCGGGAAGGGCCGGUCAAACUCAAGGUGAAAAGCGUGCUGAUGAUGCACUACAAGGGGGACCAACGCACCCUGUACGAGGACUGCCAGCGUUUCGUGGAUGAUCUGCCCAUGGAAGACAAGGUGUGCAUCCCGCUUGAGGGCGACAGCCACCAGAUCUUCCAAGAUACACCGGAGAAGAGCAAGAAGCACAUCGAGACCGUGGGUCGCUUCAUCACCGAGCGAGCCGGCUGACGAACCAAAACAAGAAUCGACCGCAGAUUCGUGGAGUGUCAUCUGUUGGUGUGGUUUGUGGUUGCUCUCACUGCUGAGGUGUAGCUGUGGUAUGUUAACCACUCGAGUGCACUGCGACUCGUCAUCAACCAGGCACUGUCCCCGCACAUACGCAAGAGGAUAGUUGUUGAAGUCUUCCGGUACGGUUUGAACAUCCCUUUUUUUCUGCGUGGCAAGGGUUGCAUGUGCCAGCGGAACGUUUUUCGCUUGUGUGUCUUCACGUAGACUGAGUAUAGCUUUGUCCCUCCUGAGCUGCGAACGCCAUUUGGAGGAUAUACACACCGCGAAGGCUUGCUUAUAUAACGGGAGUACAUUUAGGAGUGGCGCGGGGGGUUCAACGUCAUUGCACGUUCGCCGUACAUCGCCGCCCACAAACACGAGCGUAACUCGAAACUGACACUACUGGCCUGGGCGAACUCGAUACUUUUGCCGCAGGGCCGGUGCUAAGGGCUCCCCAGCCACGACACGAGUCACAUAGAGCGAGCCGUCGACUGCAGGUUAUUACCGUAUGUAAAUAAAUAAUUUGUGCAUGCGAAUACCAAACUAGAGCGGACCCUGGUUGAGCCGGCGGUAAAGAUGGUCCGAGGCGGUGUGUUCUAUAAUGUUAAGCAAUCGAGUGAGGCGAAGCGGCCUUGUGUUCCCUGAAAAGCUGGUCGGCAGAUGCGGGGGUAUAUACUAGGGAAUUCGUAAAUCAAGUUAGGCCAUGAGCGUUAUUGAGUCACAUGUGUCACUGGAGCAUGCCGGUCGUCCGAACUUUCUUCCAUCUUGAAGUUGGUCCAAAGUACUUAGAAUGGGAGCAAGUGGAUUUAGAAAGGGGUUCCGUAUUGGCGAAAUCAAGGGGUCACUUGAACAAGGGUAGAGGUCGGCACGGUUAGACAUUUGCAGUCAUUGUUUUACUUGUUCCCCCUGGCUGGUCGGUAGCACGACUCGGAGGCUCUUCAGCGCCCCCUGUUAUCCUUGUCAAUAUCUACUGCACUCAAAGAUAUUCAUGGAUUCUGCUAGUCGUUGCUUAAGAGUAUUUUCGAAGGUACGGCUGUAAUAGUUUCUCAAGUAUCGGGCCAUGUCUACGACAAUGACUAUACGGUGUCAACUACUAGGGGCUCGAACGGUACUACAAGUGAGUGUGUCAUACUUGGCGUUGUCGGCGUGUCAAACGCAGUGGUUCGGUGGCAUUGCGUUUUGUCUUUUCUCCUACAUAAUACGUGAUUGAUGAUGUUUUUCUUUGUGCGCUUUUCUCCACUCUUGAUUAGUCGAAUGUACCCUGUUUCGGUGUGAGGUGAUAGGCCCAUGUCUAUUUCUUCCCCCCGCGUAGGGUAACUUGAUGCUGCCACAUUCUUGUAUUCCAUCUAUCUGGAAGCAACCUCCUUUUCAGUCCCAGAACGUGAUAAUCAAGGUUCGUGAACAACUACAGGGCGUUCGUUUGGUACGUCCGUGAGUUGGUGAAACAUUCUAAACCCGCCUCCGCGCGAAUAGCGGCGACGACCCUAUGCGCCGUGUAAGUACGUGAAGGUAGAGCAGCCGAUGAGCUCAUAUAUGGGAGGGCGUGGACAGAGGGGUAGAGCCUACGCGAUCGGCGGGUCUACGCUGUUCCGCUGGAAAAUGGUGGCACUGGAACAGUCCCCUAACCGCGGUCCGCCUCCAUCCGCAUGUACCGUGUGAGAAGGAGUGUCAUCGGAAUUGAAGGAAAGAGGUUGCAUCUGCGCAUCAUCCGAGUAGUUUAAUGAGGACUAGGGAGGUGCCAGGGGAGACCGCAAGGGGAGUCAAGAGUUCUUGCGGAUGGAAGCUACUCAGCAGAGAUCGGAACAUAUGUUAAUGUGAAGACAACAAGCUUCUCGGGGUAGGGAAGAGGAAUUCAGAAUGUUUUUAAGAAUGCAGUUACUGU